Molecule: messenger RNA, 510 nt
Organism: Papilio polytes (common Mormon)
Lineage: Eukaryota; Metazoa; Arthropoda; Insecta; Lepidoptera; Papilionidae
Exons: 3
Coding region: 115-435 (106 amino acids)
Source: RefSeq, a predicted model, not a curated record
AUAAUGUUUUGACUUUUGACACAAAAACUCAAACUGGCGUUGCGCACUAAAUUCAAAAUUUCAAUUAUAAUCUCAAAACACAAAUAUUUUAAUUUUACAAAAUCAAACUAAGCUAUGGACAUUUUAUUUGUUGAUAACAAACGUCAGGAUGAAAUCGAAACAUUUUAUGAAGCAUGCCAACGCCAUAGAAGCUUUUACAAGGGCGAAGCCAAUUCUCGUCAUCCUCUCAUUUAUUUCAACGACCCACAGUACAUGUGGCAGUGUCCUCCAGAAAUGACACCCACCUACCUCGGCUUCCCGGCAAGCCAUGUGAGGUACAAGCAGCCGGUGGCGCUGCCGGGGGAUAGAGGUCGUACGAGCGGCUUCCCCUCCUUGCCCGGACGCACUCUCGCCGGACGCUACAAUAAAGCGGCCUGUAAAGCUUUCAUCAGAUAGAUUUAUGCAUUAAAUCGUCAAUAAUUUUCAAAUUACAGUCAAUUCACAUAAUAAAUAAAGAUUAGGUUGUCUUUA